CUCUCAGAUCUAAUCUCUCUCUACUAAUUGCGGCCGCACAUGUUGAUGAGAUGGUUAUGGUCUCUCUCUCUCUCUCUCCCUGUAGAUACAAACUAUACAGUUAUAUAGACAGAGAUUAGCAAGAAACGGAGUUAUCUUUGUCUUCAAUCUUGGAUUCACACUUCUGUUAAGGAAUCUUGAAUUCACACUUUCCACCUACGCACUCUCACUCUGAUCAUCUGCUGCUCGCUCAAUUUGAUCAGACAUUAUCGAGUUUCCGUGCAGUCUUGGAUCGAGCCACUGUCAGCUCACUCUGAUAACAUGCUUCAUACUUGGUCUGCAGAAAUUUUAAUAGGAUUUAUUUCCUUACCUGCAGAAGCAGCAUAAUUUGCCAAGUAAUAUCUGGUAGCAAUACUGUGAAUUCCUUGUUUGGAAAUAUAAAAACUGAAUAUUGUGAACAAACAUUACUUGGAAGGCUCUCAAAACUGCAUAAAAAUGAGGGGUAGAUCAGAUGGAGGGCGAAAGAAGCGGUUGAUUGGUUCUAUAUUUGCUGUGGUCGUCUUUCUUGUUUUUCUUUAUGUAUAUUUUGGCUCAGAGAAACAUGGUGAAUCUGCUCUAGAGUACGGUAGCCGGUCCUUGAGGAAACUUGGGUCAUCAUAUUUGGGUGGGGAUGACGACCUUGAUCUUGGUGGCAAGCUAGAUGAAUCUUCCACCAAGGUUGGGUUGGAAGAUGGAGAAGAUGGUUUUAUUCCAAAGAGUUUCCCUGUUUGUGAUGAUCGACAUUCAGAAUUAAUUCCCUGCCUAGACAGGAAUCUGAUAUACCAAAUGAGAUUGAAGCUGGAUCUAUCUUUGAUGGAACACUAUGAAAGACACUGCCCUCCAGCUGACCGGCGCUUCAAUUGCUUGAUUCCUCCCCCACCAGGGUACAAGAUCCCAAUCAAAUGGCCUAGAAGUCGAGAUGAAGUGUGGAAAGCAAAUAUACCCCAUACUCACCUUGCACAUGAGAAGUCUGACCAGAACUGGAUGGUUGAAAAAGGUGAGAAGAUAGCUUUUCCUGGUGGAGGCACUCAUUUUCACUAUGGAGCGGAUAAGUACAUCGCUUCACUUGCAAAUAUGCUUAACUUUUCAAAUAAUAAUUUGAAUAAUGAGGGAAGGUUACGAACAGUCCUUGAUGUUGGCUGUGGUGUUGCAAGUUUUGGAGCUUAUCUUCUUUCGUCCAAUAUUAUUGCAAUGUCCUUGGCACCUAAUGAUGUGCAUCAGAAUCAGAUCCAGUUUGCCCUGGAGAGAGGGAUUCCUGCAUAUCUUGGGGUUCUUGGAACUAAGAGGCUUCCUUAUCCAAGCAGGUCUUUUGAGUUAGCACACUGUUCCCGUUGUAGGAUUGAUUGGCUUCAAAGGGAUGGGAUCCUUCUUCUUGAGUUAGAUAGGUUGCUCAGACCAGGAGGCUAUUUUGCCUAUUCAUCUCCUGAAGCAUAUGCUCAGGAUGAAGAGGAUCUGAGAAUAUGGAAAAAGAUGAGUGCACUCGUUGAACGCAUGUGUUGGAAAAUAGCUACAAAAAGGAACCAAACUGUCAUUUGGGUCAAACCACUAACAAAUGACUGUUACAUGCAAAGAGACCCAGGUACUUCUCCUCCACUUUGCCAGACUGAUGACGACCCAGAUGCAAUUUGGGGUGUUCCAAUGGAAGCCUGCAUCACACCUUACUCUGACCAUGACCACAGUUCUAGGGGAAGUGGACUGGCUCCAUGGCCUGCUCGAUUAACUACACCUCCUCCACGUCUUGCUGAUUUUGGCUAUUCCAAUGAAAUCUUUGAAAGGGACACGGAACUUUGGCGGCAAAGAGUUGAGAAUUACUGGAAUCUCUUGAGACCGAAGGUAACAUCAGACACUCUGAGGAAUUUGAUGGACAUGAAAGCAAAUCUAGGAUCAUUUGGUGCUUCUCUGAAGGAAAAGGACGUGUGGGUGAUGAAUGUUGUCCCUGAAGAUGGACCCAACACACUCAAGAUAAUAUAUGAUAGAGGCCUGAUUGGCACAGUUCACAACUGGUGUGAAGCCUUCUCAACAUACCCCCGGACUUAUGAUCUACUUCAUGCUUGGACUCUGUUUUCGGACAUUGAGAGAAAAGGCUGCAGUGUGGAGGAUCUACUGCUUGAGAUGGAUCGCAUGCUCAGGCCUACUGGUUUCAUUGUCAUCCGGGAUAAACAACCAAUUAUAGAAUUUGUGAGGAAUUAUUUGCAAGCAUUGCAUUGGGAAGCUGUGACACAAGCUGAUUCCUCUUCUGAUUCAGACCAGGAUGAGGAUGAUUUUGUGAUUGUCAUUCAAAAGAAACUAUAGCUGGCGAGUGUUAGAGAUUCAGAGUAAGAAAACAGAGCCUCUUUGCAUUCCCAUUUGUGUCCUAUCUCUCCUCUUAUGAGUCAAGAAAAGGAUGUCCUAAGGGCAGUGGGGUAAUUCUUUACAUCUUGUAGCAUCAAGCGAUUUUUUCAGUGCCUUUCUUUUUUUCUUUUCUUAGUAUUAUGUAAUUGAUACCACGGACUACCUCCAUCCAUAGGCUAUUGAUCAUUUUUUGUCUCUAAAAUCUUUUAUUGGGUAUUGUUGGGAGCCACUUACCCAAUUACAGAUGCAUAUAACACAAAAUACAUGGGACUGAGUAUGUUUGUAAGAGAAAUAGCUUCUUUCUUUCAUUAUAAAUGAAUCUACAGUUG
Messenger RNA from Diospyros lotus (date-plum), 2678 nucleotides. RefSeq names its product probable methyltransferase PMT3. The record is from RefSeq and is a predicted model, not a curated record. The transcript is spliced from 8 exons. Bases 475 to 2310 code for a protein of 611 amino acids. Gene Ontology annotation, cellular component: endosome; trans-Golgi network; cytoplasm. Gene Ontology annotation, molecular function: methyltransferase activity. NCBI's taxonomy places the organism in Eukaryota, Viridiplantae, Streptophyta, Magnoliopsida, Ericales, Ebenaceae.